Molecule: messenger RNA, 916 nt
Organism: Balaenoptera acutorostrata (minke whale)
Lineage: Eukaryota; Metazoa; Chordata; Mammalia; Artiodactyla; Balaenopteridae
Gene: LYPD8
Product: LY6/PLAUR domain containing 8
Exons: 5
Coding region: 55-765 (236 amino acids)
Biological process (GO): defense response to Gram-negative bacterium
Source: RefSeq, a predicted model, not a curated record
GCUUAAGGCUCUGCGGCCACAGUCCUCGUCCUCAAGAGACAUAGGUCCAGCACCAUGAAGGGCUUCCUCUUUGCUGGUAUCAUCGUCAUGCUCACGGUUGCAGCUGUAGAAUCCUUGAGUUGUGUGCAGUGUAAUUCGUUGACAGACCCCUGUGUUGACAGAAAUGCCACUGAGUGUCCUGCAAAUGCCAGUAUCAGCUGUACCACUUUCUUGACGAACUUUUCUCUAGGAGAACACAUCACAUCGUAUGAGGAUAAGGCCUGCUCUGCGGAUAAUUGCAGCGAGGGCGUGGUCGAGACCUUCAGAGUCCACGUAUCUGCUAAUGAAAGCUUCCAUUUUGCAAGCCAGUGUUGCCAAGGAAAGGCGUGCAAUGACACUAAUGACACCAUAGAUCCCCCACAGGAAGAGGUGUCCAGCAACACAGAGUGCCUUGCAUGUUAUGGAUCUAAUAAAACUUCCUGUAACGGGGCAACCCAGAAAUGUUAUAAAGAAGAAAGAUGUGUCAAUCUAAUCGCAGAAUUUAAGAAUGAGACGAAGCUCGUGCUGAAAGGCUGCUCCAAGGUCAGCAACUCCACCUGUGAGUUCCUGGCUACUGGAAAUCGGACGGUUGGAGGAGUCACUUUCCUAAAGUUUCAGUGUGGAGACAGCUCCGUUGCCUCCUCAACACCCACUCCCACUACCCAGACCACCCAUGACACUGGUUCUAAAGUCUUCUCCACACCCUUGACCCUUGCCAGCCUUCUCCUGUUGUUGUUGCUGCUCUGAGAUCUGCACCCUCACACCCUCCCCUCCCUGUGUAACUGCUCAGUGAGUAGCAGUAGCGGUCACAGCCUUCCAGGUAAUGCCCUGUGAUAGCCACAUUAUUCUUUAUUAUUAAAGCAUUGGUUCACUCAAUGACCAAAUCUGUCCUGAUAUG